AUUGGCAAAGGAUAGAACUUUUUCCUUUGAUUUAAAUAUGAAUAGUAGAUGAUUUAUGCAUUUAUAUGAGUCUUGAAAAUGCCAGCAGUGCAACACAGAUAAAAGUUAACAAUAAACUACUCAUUGUUUUAUUACACAAAAGGGCAAUGUACUGCAUGUAAUUGUCAUUCCUUCCCCAGACGCACACGUAUAACACACUUUAACCACUACAGAUAGUCUGAGUUUACCUAUGUGGUGUGAUAAUUAUCUAAUCGGAAGACCAUACGUUCUCCAAUGUGUUGACUGGGUCUUUUCAUUAGAGAUCUUCUCAAUGGAGUCCUGAGAAUCAUCUGUCUGGAGUCCCGAAUCUCCUGACCUACUUUUACUCCUAUUGUAAACGAACAGAAAAAAGCAGAAAGUAAAGAAGGCUGAAAUAAUGGAUCGUCUGCUGAGGAGAUGCCGAAUCAAGAGCAGCUUGGCCAGAGAAUGUCUGGCUGAAUUUUUCGGAGUCUAUGUUUUGAUACUUUUUGGGUGUGGCUCAGUUGCCCAGGUGACGACCUCUCAAAACACUAAGGGCGAUUACCUGUCAAUCAACCUUGGAUUUGCAUUGGGCACCACAUUUGGAAUCUAUAUUGCAAAGGGGGUAUCAGGAGCUCACCUGAAUCCUGCUGUUUCUCUCAGCCUGUGUGUCCUGGGCAGGUUUUCCUGGACUCGUCUUCCUUUCUAUGUGUGCUCGCAGCUAUUAGGUGCAUUUCUGGCUGCAGCAACUGUUGCUCUUCAGUACUAUGAUGCCAUAAUGGAUUACACUGGAGGGCAUCUGACAGUUAGUGGUGCCACUGCCACAGCUGGCAUCUUCUCAACUUACCCAGCAGACUACUUGAGUCUAUGGGGGGGAGUGGUAGACCAGAUAAUUGGCACAGCCGCUCUGCUAGCAUGUGUUCUUGCAUUGGGAGACCCUCAUAACACACCAGCACCUCCUGGUCUGGAGCCUGUCCUGGUAGGAGCAGUUGUCCUGGUGAUCGGCAUUUCGAUGGGAUCUAACAGCGGAUAUGCCAUCAACCCGGCACGAGACUUCGGACCAAGACUCUUCUCUUACAUUGCAGGCUGGGGAGACGAGGUGUUCAGGGCUGGACAUGGAUGGUGGUGGGUACCACUGAUUGUAACGUGUGUAGGUGCUCUUCUGGGUUCGUUACUGUAUGAGCUGCUGAUCGGAGUACAUCAUCCAGACUCAAAGCCAAUGGAUCCUGAAGGCCCGACAGCUAUGGUCCAGAAAACUGUGGAGUUAGAGGGUGUGUAUCAAGAAAUGGGCAAGGACAGGAUCUUUUCCAUAACCUCAGCAGACUUAAGCUAAAGUGAAAAUAAUCUGUCAAACACAUGAUGGAAUCUGAAUUGUUAUUAUUUAUAUAUUAAAUAUAUUUAAUUCUUUAACUUCUUUUGAAGCACAAUUGUUAUCACAAUAAUGUCUGGAAAAGUUUUAUGAACCACAUGACCUUAUUGGGGUCUUCUACAUCAUGUCUUGUAAUUUAGGAUUUUUUUGUAGGUUUAUAAUCAAAUAUAUCAACAAUGACUUUGUAAGGCUCACUGAUGUCUAAAAACUUUACUAUUUAAGACAAUGUAGCACAAUAUCUAUACAAUAUCUACUGUUGAAUUGUGGUGCAGCAGAGUACUUUAUCUUUUGUUUUGUUUACUCCAAUGAAGCAGUAAAACUUUACAAUAAUAUUUUGUUUUAUUUAGGUUAAGAUUAAUCAUUUUAACAAUUAACUAACAUUAAUGCACUGUGAACUAACAUAUAAAUACUGGGAAUCAUAUAUUCUUGGAAAUAUAUUUCUCAAUGCACAAUGAGACCUUACAAUAAAGUUCUAUCUAUACAUUUUCUACCUAAAAAAUGUAUGCACA
Messenger RNA from Megalobrama amblycephala (Wuchang bream), 1875 nucleotides. RefSeq names its product aquaporin 10b (gene aqp10b). Gene Ontology annotation, cellular component: basolateral plasma membrane; plasma membrane. Gene Ontology annotation, molecular function: urea transmembrane transporter activity; water channel activity; glycerol channel activity. Bases 416 to 1330 code for a protein of 304 amino acids. Lineage: Eukaryota; Metazoa; Chordata; Actinopteri; Cypriniformes; Xenocyprididae. The transcript is spliced from 6 exons. The record is from RefSeq and is a predicted model, not a curated record. Gene Ontology annotation, biological process: water transport; glycerol transmembrane transport.